AUGCGCCAUGGCCGCGGUCCCUAUCGCGUCCCACCAUGCCACCCUUUGGAACGAACAAAACCUUGUCACUGUUCUUACCGAGUCGCUCCACAUCAGAGCCUUUCAUACUUCAAACCCACCCUCUCACGCGCGCCGCUCCACGUCAUCACCCUCAUCAUCGGCGCGCUACUCUCUUCUUCCUCGUUUCCCGCCUCGCACACUCGCGACGUCGCUGCUCCGCGCCUCGCGGUAGCGCAAGGCGGCGAGGCCGCGUCGCUGAAAGCCGCGUUCCUCGUUGAGGCGUGGUCGGAAGCGUACGGGCUGGGCGGAGACUCUGUGCUUCCCCCUUCCGCCGUCUCCCUCCCCGCGGGCGUGCCCGCUGCGCCGCACCUGGAGGACUGCGCGCGAGUGAGCGCGGAGCGGGAGGCGUGGGAGCGGAGAGGCGAGGGGGGAGAGGAGCCCGCUUGGACCCGCGGAGCCCCAAGACAGGCGGAUGCUGCAGCUGGUGGUGGUGGUGCUUCCCCUGGGUGCUCGGGGCAAGCGCAGGGGGAGGAGGUCCCGCAGCCGCCAUGGAUCAGAGGGUCGGAUGAAGCCAAUCUGCCACUGACACGUGUCGUGCAGAGAGACAUCUGGCGAAACCAGUUCCCCCCUGGGGAUUGCACCGACAGGCGCCUCCUCGUGGCCCACUGGGCCAAAUCCACGUCACACGGCGUUGGCUCCCAGAUCCACUACAUGAGCGCGCUGCUCAGUGUGGCCAUGCGCCACAACCGCACGCUCGUCGCUCAACCCGACGGCUUCGACCGCGCUCGCACGCCCUCCUGUGAAGCCAAUGGGAGUGCUUCUUCUUCCCCCCCGCGCUCAUCAGCGUGCCGCCACGUCAUCCAACACGCGCUGAUGCAGAACCUUGAGAACAUCCCCUGGGCCAAGGACGACCCUGCUGACGUGGCAGCACUGGACGAUCCAAUCGUGAUCGUUGGUUACACCAACCCAACGAUGCUUUUCAUGGAAUCUGGAGCAGCAGACCUCUUGGGUGACGCCUACCUGGCCUCGCCCUGCACUGUGCAGCUGAACGGCAAACUCGCAGCUCUUUCUGGACCUCAACGCAAGGUGCAUUGGUGGCGGGCGCAGGCGGUGCGAUUCAUCAUGCGGUGGCCGUCGGCGCAUCUCUGCCAUGUCACCAACCAGGAGAGGCACCGCGCCUUCUCCAUGCUCGCAGCCAAUCUUGUCGCUCGCUUCCUGCACACCCAAUCAGAAACCCUCUCCUCCCUCUCUCACAGCACCCCCCCUGCUGCUGCCGCUUCUGCCGCACCUAUUACUCUCAACGUCCCAGCCAAUGCUACUGACUGGGAGGCAAGGAGGCGAAGAGCGGCAGAUCGGUUGGCGGCUCUGGCAGGCUCCUCCCUCUCCUUCCACUCAGACGCCACUGGCAGUGCCACAGGGGGCGGUGACAAUGACAAUGGCAACGGCUCGGAUGCCAGCUGGUCGCUGGGAGUGCAGGAGCCGUACAUGCCACGGCCUAUAGUGAGUCUGCAUGUAAGGGGUACAGACAAGUUUGCAGAGAUGGGGCUGACCUCCCUCGACUCCCACAUCUUCCAAAUCAACCGCCUCCGCCACCAUGGGCUCGACCUCUCCCACGUCUGGCUCAACACCGAGACCCAGGUGAUUUGCUUUCCAAAUGUCAUCCUGCCCGUGUCCCGUUCCCGUUCCAAGUCUUUCUCAUCCACUUUCAAUCCCUUCCUGCCGCUGUUCCUGCCAGACGUUCUGCGUCCUCCCCCACCAUCUGCCUUUUCUCCUUGCACCACGCAGGCUAACGUGGACCGAGCAGCGGAUCACCUCUCCUGGAGUUUCUUCUACUCGUCGAAUGCGCGGCAGCAGGAAGCUGUGGGAGGGCUGCGUGAGUAUGAGUGGGCGCAGUCAGUGGCCGUGAGCUUGGCAAGCGUGCUGAUUGCUGCUCAGUGCGAUUACUUUGUUGGAAGCCUCGGCUCCAACUGGAGCCGCCUCAUGAACGAGCUCCGCUCCACCAACGGGCGGCUGGGUGCUGGAUUCAUUGCUGAUCAUGUUGAGGAAUGGUGA
Closterium sp. Naga37s-1 is the source of this 2052-nucleotide messenger RNA. The record is from the annotation of a GenBank genome assembly. NCBI's taxonomy places the organism in Eukaryota, Viridiplantae, Streptophyta, Zygnematophyceae, Desmidiales, Closteriaceae.